AUGGCGGACGCCAAGAUCUCCACGUACCUUCCCCCCAACGUCAACCCCACUCAGGCUGCCAUUGCCUACGGCUGCCGCGCGCUGCCCAAGCUGAACGAGGAGCUGCAGUCGGAUGACUUGCUGACGAGGCAGAAAGCCCUCAUGGCUCUGUGUGACCUCAUGCAUGACCCCGAGCACGUCUACACAGCCAUUAGCAUCGGCUGCCUGGAGAGCCUGAAAGCCUUGCUGAAGGACACCAACGACCUGGUACGCAUCAAGACCACCGAGGUGCUGUGCAUCAUGGCCACCCACAACGUGGGCAGAGAGGGCUUUUUGGAGCAUAAUGUCAUCCAAGCCCUGUCCUUCCUGCUGAGUGACCCCCAGCCAGCCUGCCGGGAGAACCUCUACACGGCUUUCAAGCACCUGGCCCAGGUGCCUGCAGGGGCCCUGGGCAUCGUCAACAGCGGCCUGAUCCCCUCACUGGUGUGGAAGCUGCAGCGGGAAGAGGAGGAAAUCCAGGCGCUCCUGCUGGACACGCUGGCCGCCUGCCUCACGGAGGACGCCACCGAGGCGCUGGCCAGCCGUGCGGUGCCCUUCCUGAAGGAGAAGCUCCUGAGCGCCAACAGCGGCAUCCGCAGCAAAGCCGCCCGCACGCUCAUCGCUGUCAGUGUCCCCCUGGAGGGCAAGGUCCAGGUGUGGCAGCACGACGUCAUCCCCAUCCUGGCGCACCUGCUGAAGGACAGGGACGAGGAGGUGCAGGCCAACGCGGCGGGGGCGCUCAUGAACGCCGCGGUGACCACCGAAGGGAAGUAUGCGGCCCUGGACGUGGAGGCCACCCAACCGCUGCUGCAGCUGCUGACCUCGUCUCUGAGCAAGGCGCGUCUGAACGCCAUCAAGGCCCUCACCAUGCUGGCCGAGGCGCCCGAGGGCCGCAAGCUCCUGCAGUCCCACGUGGCCACCUUCCGGGCGCUCGAGGAGGACCUCAGCCCGGCCGUGCAGCGGGCGGCGCAGAUCGCCAUCAAAGUCAUCGAGUGGAAGCCCUGAGUCUCCUACCGCACCCCUGGCCCCGCGA
Molecule: messenger RNA, 1051 nt
Organism: Budorcas taxicolor (takin)
Lineage: Eukaryota; Metazoa; Chordata; Mammalia; Artiodactyla; Bovidae
Gene: RSPH14
Product: radial spoke head 14 homolog
Exons: 6
Coding region: 1-1023 (340 amino acids)
Molecular function (GO): protein binding
Source: RefSeq, a predicted model, not a curated record